UGAAUGAAUGCCCUCUGACCACAGAAAUUUGAACUUCCAACUACAAAUGGAACAAAAAAUUAAUACACACAGCAAGUAAAAACAAAACACUUAGGUCAUAGGUCAUAUAGGACCAGAGAAAGGUCCAGGGUCAUGCCUCCGUCUGAUGAGAUUGGUCCGUACCUUCACUACAUUUCUGCUUAGUCAUUUCCCCGCCUGGAUCACAUUGUUGGAUUAGGGUGGAUACUAAAGGGCAGCGUGUGAUUGGCCGUGCAGUGGGAGGCGGUUCUGUCAAAAGUUAAACAUCUGGAAGUUGUUACUGCUGAUGCUUGUGUUGGUGCUGGUUCACUCAGUAACUCAGUAACUGAGGUUUGGGAGAGAAAAACCAAAACUGAGAAAAAGAAGAAGAUGUCCUUCAUCAAAGUGGACGCAGCUUCUGACUUCUCCUUCCACAACCUGCCCUAUGGGAUCUUCUCCACCGCUGAUAACCCCCAACGCCGUAUUGGGGUUGCCAUUGGCGACCAGAUUCUGGUUCUCAGUGUGAUAAAGACUUUGUUUCAAGGACCCGUCCUUUCCAAACAUCAGGAUGUCUUUGAGCAGUCCACACUGAACGCUUUCAUGGCUCUGGGUCAUGAAGCAUGGACGGAGGCGAGGAGGACGAUUCAGCUGCUGCUGUCGGAGAAGGAGAGCACGCUGAGAGACGACGUCGGCCUCAGGAGCAGAGCGUUUGUCCAUCAGAGCGCAGUGACCAUGCACCUGCCUGCAGACAUCGGCGAUUACACUGACUUCUACUCAUCCAGAGAUCACGCCACCAACGUCGGCACCAUGUUCCGCGGGAAGGAGAACGCGCUGAUGCCAAACUGGCUCAGACUUCCCGUGGGAUACCACGGCAGAGCUUCGUCCGUGGUGGUUUCGGGGACUCCACUUCGCCGCCCUUCAGGCCAGAUGAGACCUGACCAGACGAAGCCUCCCGUGUUUGGUCCGUCUAAGCAGCUGGACAUUGAGCUGGAGAUGGCCUUCUUUGUUGGAGGAGGGAAUCCGCUCGGGGAGCCCAUUCCGAUCCAGAAAGCCCACGAACAUAUAUUCGGCAUGGUGCUGAUGAACGACUGGAGCGCCAGGGACAUCCAGGCGUGGGAGUACGUUCCUCUGGGUCCGUUCCUGGGGAAGAACUUUGGGACGACCAUCUCGCCCUGGGUCGUCCCCAUGGAGGCGCUGUUACCUUUUGCAGAGGCCAACGUAGUCCAGGAUCCAGAACCGCUGCCCUACCUCCAACACCACGACGCUUACACCUUCAACAUCAACCUGUCGGUGUCACUUAAAGGACAAGACAUGGACGCGCCAUCGACCAUCUGCAAGUCAAACUUUAAGUACAUGUACUGGACCAUGAAGCAGCAGCUCACCCAUCACACUGUCAACGGCUGUAACAUCAGACCAGGAGACCUGCUGGCUUCUGGAACCAUCAGUGGACCAGAUCCAGAGAGCUUUGGAUCCAUGCUGGAACUGUCGUGGAGAGGAUCCAAGAGCAUCGAUCUGGGAGGAGGAGAGAGCAGAACCUUCCUGAAGGACGGAGAUGAAGUCACCAUCGCAGGUUACUGUCAGGGAGACGGAUACAGAGUGGGCUUUGGAUCCUGUGUGGGAACCGUCCUACCAGCCUUACAACGCUGAGACCUCACAGUGUUACUGCUGCACCAAGAUCUGUGUUACUGAUGUUUUACGUGUUGAUUUAUGAUAAAAAAUCUUCAUCAUUUUUAA
Messenger RNA from Solea senegalensis (Senegalese sole), 1731 nucleotides. It is a transcript of the gene fah, whose product is annotated as fumarylacetoacetate hydrolase (fumarylacetoacetase). The transcript is spliced from 14 exons. The coding region runs from base 388 to 1644 and encodes 418 amino acids. Gene Ontology annotation, biological process: L-tyrosine catabolic process; L-phenylalanine catabolic process; homogentisate catabolic process. Gene Ontology annotation, molecular function: fumarylacetoacetase activity. The record is from RefSeq and is a predicted model, not a curated record. NCBI's taxonomy places the organism in Eukaryota, Metazoa, Chordata, Actinopteri, Pleuronectiformes, Soleidae.